This is a messenger RNA of Penicillium argentinense, 2841 nucleotides long. RefSeq names its product putative GTPase activating protein (Gyp5). NCBI's taxonomy places the organism in Eukaryota, Fungi, Ascomycota, Eurotiomycetes, Eurotiales, Aspergillaceae. The coding region runs from base 1 to 2841 and encodes 946 amino acids. The transcript has 4 exons. The record is from RefSeq and is a predicted model, not a curated record.
AUGUCGAAUCGCAACAGCAACGACUACGUCGGGGAGUCCUUCGACGAUGCCCCCGAACACUCAGAGAACCUCAAUGUUACGAUCCCCAAGUCCGCUUCAACUCGCUCCUUGACCGACAGCCCUCCAGUCGGCACUGCGCCCUCCCCCGACACGACGGAGAAACCAUCCUACCCUUCUGCAUCGCAGGACGAGCAGAAGGACGACACCACGGAGGGUGAAGCCAAAGGAAAAAAGAAGAACAAGAAGAACAAAAAGAAGAAGGCCAAGAGCCAAGAUGGUGAUGAGGAGCAGGUCAACGAUACCGAAAACACCACCCCCGGCGAUGGCCCCGUGGAGGAUCCCGUGGAGGAGGUGAAGCUCCAAAUCGACACAAGCGAUGAAUUGAAGGAUAUGAACCAGCAAGACCACUCGAAAGAGCAAGAAGACCUGAAAGAAGAAUCUCUCCAGACCGAAGAGUUGGAUGACGGCGACCAGACACCCGUCAAGAGUGCCCCGCAGAAAUCCCCCCUACUCACCUCGCACCGCCUAUCCACUGCUUCAUCGCUGGACGAGGUGGUCUUGACCAACAGCAAGGAGGACGAACGUAUCGGACCUAACGAUGCAAACCCAGAGAUCAAGCGGGAUUCACCCCCAGUCCCUGCCAAGGACGGGGUUGUAUCUCCGCCGAGCGGAGGCUUGAUGGGACUGUCCGGAACUCUGCCAUCUUUGCCCUGGGGCCCGCCUCCAGUGAACAAGAACCCUGCGCCUGCUCCUCCUCCACCACCCUCUCGCAAGCCCAGCGGACCUUUCGCCUGGUUCUCCCGAAGCUCAACCGGUACCAAGGACGUCAAAUCCCCCCAAUCGAACAGCCGACGAAACACUGCCAACUCGGUCUCCACCCUCGCGAGCAACCUGGAUCACCGAUCCCAUGAUGGCGAAGAUGGGGACGCAUCGAGCGUCAAUUCGAAGAGGCCCAGACGGAACAGCCUGAAGGACCAGUUUAAGCUGUUGCGUAUGCGAGAGGAGGCGUCGCUGCACGCGCACGAGAAUGACGAUGGCAGUGUCCGAUCCGGCCACGGCAGUAUCAGCCACACUGGAGCUAGCCCUCCCAUCAUCCCCGAAGAAGGCGAGCAAGGCAUCCUCGCCGCCCCCGCCUCAGCUUCUGGAGCGACACCGCCUGGAGUCCCUCAGUCCACAAUCAACGCCAACUUGGCCCCGGGUACAGUGUCUGGAUUCUCUCGAUCCGCAUCCGAUGCGUCUACGCCCGUGGACUGGGAUAUGUGGCAGCAGCUCGUCAAUAGCGGACCCCAGGCAAUCGCGAGCUCGGAGGAAUUGAACGCGGCCAUCAAGCGAGGUAUUCCCCAGACUAUUCGGGGCGUGAUUUGGCAAAUUUUGGCCGACUGCCACGCCGGAGAGUUGGAGGAUAUUUAUCGUGAACUUGUGGCCCGUGGAACGGACAAGGACCGUCGCACACCCGACCUUCAGAUCAACGGCACAACUGAGAAGGAAUCGACAUCCUCCUCGCGCUCUUCCAUUCGAUCCAACAACUCCGGUUCUGCCACACAAUCCACCAGCGUUAGCCCAUCGAACGAAACGGACCCCGAGCGAUUGGCCAAGGAACAAGCUGCCAACGCAAGCGCUCGUCUGAAGAAAGCCAAGGACGAAGCCGCCGCCUUGCAGAAGCUGGAGAAGACUAUCCGGCGAGAUCUGGGUGCUCGAACUAGUUAUUCGAAGUAUUUCAUCUCCCAAGGAAGUCAAGAGAGUCUGUAUGGACUGUGCAAGGCUUAUGCCAUUUAUGAUGAGGGCGUGGGAUACGCCCAGGGCAUGAACUUUAUUGUCAUGCCUUUGCUUUUCAACAUGGACGAGGUGGAAGCUUUCGAGCUACUCGUCAAGUUGAUGAACAAAUACGGACUUCGUGAGAUGUUUAUUCAGGACAUGCCGGGACUUCACCGCAGUCUUUACCAGUUCGAGCGUUUGCUGGAAGACCUGGAGCCCGCUCUCUACUGUCACCUUCGCCGACGUGGCGUUCCCCCACAAUUGUACGCCACCCAGUGGUUCUUGACCCUGUUCGCCUAUCGAUUCCCUCUUCAGCUCGUCCUCCGCAUUUACGACCUGAUCUUUGAGGAGGGUCUCGAGAACACAAUUGUCAAGUUCGCCGUUGCAAUUAUGCGCCGCAACACCGAGACACUUCUCGGAAUGAAAGACAUGAGUGUCCUCACGACCUUCCUGAAGGAGCGUUUGUUCGACGUGUACAUUGAUAAGCAGCCCUCGGCAUCCUCGAUCCUGGAGUCCGGUUUCUUCGGAAGCUCCGGUGCCGCAGAUAAGGAGGUCUAUCGAGCCGACAUUCUUGUGCAGGAUGCCUGCGAUAUCCCUCUCACGCAGGAGAUGCUUGCCUCCUAUACCGCUGAGUGGGAGGAAAAAACCCGAGCGGAGAAGGAUCGUGAAAUCGAGCUGGACCACCUUCGUCACACUGUGGUGACGCAAGCAUCGCGUAUUCGCCUCCUUGAAGAGCGCGCUGAGGCAUCUGACAAGGAACAUGUUCAGCUGGCAUCUGAGCUGGUGCACGUCAAGGUCGAGAACGAGGAACUCAAGGACCUGAAAGAAGCUUUGGACCUGCAAGUAACCAAUCUCAAGGAUGUCGUCGACAAGCAGCCUGCUGAGGUUGAGGAGAAGCUUCGCCUCGAGAUGGAGCGUAUCAUGCAGCGCAACAUCGAAGUCCAGAACGAAAACCGCUCCAUGGAAGAAAGCAUGGCGGAGAUGGAGAAGGAGCUGGUAGAGACUAAGAUGAAAUGGGCUGAGCUCUCCGAAAACCACGAGACGCUCAAGCAGAAGUGGAGCGACCUCCGACGAGCCCUCGACUAG